This is a messenger RNA of Cantharellus anzutake, 918 nucleotides long. RefSeq lists its product as uncharacterized. The record is from RefSeq and is a predicted model, not a curated record. NCBI's taxonomy places the organism in Eukaryota, Fungi, Basidiomycota, Agaricomycetes, Cantharellales, Hydnaceae. The transcript has 5 exons. Bases 1 to 918 code for a protein of 305 amino acids.
AUGCCUACUGUAUCUUACCAACGACAGCCACAGUCAACGACAAUGGUAGACCUACCAAAACUUGCCAUUAUUAUCUACUCAUUUGGGGAUGAAUUGUCCACCCUUGCCGAUGAUGAAAUUGGGGCCUUUUUCCAUAUGGAAUAUGUGGACCAUCCUGAUCGAUUAUUCGUAGCAAGAUUUGUGAUGGAGUCAUCUUGGGAUGAGGAUCGCAAAUCGGAUGCACACAAACUCCACACCAUCCUUCCUGAUGGCAGGUCAUUCGACAAGGCCAUCAUAUUCUACACGACGCAUACAGAGGCCAACAGUGGGACCCUCAUAGCACAGAGAUGGGUUGAUGGUGUGGAGUAUGGCUAUGAUUUUGAGCAAAUGGCCGAACCGCUGGAAGGAAGUGCACGAUGGUUAAGACACCUCCACCAGAAUACUGGGUUUAGCUGGGUAAUUGGAUUCACUGCGGAUCGAGUGUCUCGAGAAGUGGUCAUAUCUCAGACCCUCAAUUUCACCUACUUCACUACAAUUUUAAACCAGACCCCUCGACAAGCUCGUCUCGAAGCCUUUGGGGGACAGCCGUCCAUUCUCCCUGGGAAUCAGGUUGUGCUUAUGGAGCCACAUGAGACCAUGGUUCUAAUCAGGGGACCCCGGUAUGGAGGGCUCUGGAAAGAGGCCCCUCAUUGCCCAAAUGAGAGGUGCCCAUCCAGCAUCACUGACAAGCCCAGCCAAGAUGCAAAUGUGUCCGAGCUGCUUCGACCUUGCCUGGAGACAAAUAUUAUAGUCGACAGGCUUGGCAUUCGCAGUGUAUGGUUUGCAGCACAGGAGCCAUGGUGGUUACUUGAAAUGGACAUGCAUGGGUGGCAGCAUCAGCAUUGGGUGGCUCCAUACCCAUUUGGGCCCUGGGAAUUGAUUCCGAAGGGACAGGACUAA